Molecule: messenger RNA, 1086 nt
Organism: Perca flavescens (yellow perch)
Lineage: Eukaryota; Metazoa; Chordata; Actinopteri; Perciformes; Percidae
Product: photoreceptor outer segment membrane glycoprotein 2
Exons: 4
Coding region: 1-1086 (361 amino acids)
Biological process (GO): visual perception
Cellular component (GO): plasma membrane
Source: RefSeq, a predicted model, not a curated record
AUGGCGGUCGGGAAGCUGACGUUCACGAAGGCAGAGAGAGAGAAGCUCGCAGAGUUUCUCUGGCUGCUGAACUGGAUCUCGGUGCUGACCGGAGCUAUCCUCUUCGGACUCGGAUUGUUCCUUCGAGUAGAGAUCCAGAAACAGCAGGAAGUGAUGUCGGAGCAGGGCAUCCUGUAUGUGCCGCACAUGCUGAUCACCACGGGGCUGGUGGCGUGCGCCAUCAACUUCAUGGGCGGGAAAAUCUGUCUGGAUUGUACCGACACCAACAAGUUCCUGCGCUGGAAGAUGGUGAUGAUGCCGUACGUGGUGUGCACGUUGGUGUUCACGGCGUGCGUGCUGGCGGGCGCGGUGAUGUGUUACAGCAUCAGCAGCCAGCUGGAGGAGGCGCUGUUCCUGGGCCUGAGGGGCGCCAUGCGCUACUACAAGGACACGGACACGCCGGGCCGCUGCUACCUGAAGAAGACGCUGGACCUGCUGCAGAUCCAGUUCCAGUGUUGCGGGAACUCGGGGUACCGGGACUGGUUCCAGGUCCAGUGGGUCAGCAGCCGCUACCUGGACAUGAACAACAGCAGCGUGAGAGACCGACUGCGGAGUAACGUGGACAGGAAGUACCUGAUGGACGGAGUUCCCUUCAGCUGCUGCAGCACGGCAUCCCCGCGGCCGUGCAUCCAGCAGCGACUCAGCGAUCGCUCGGCACAUUUUAACUUUGACCGGCAGAGCCAGCAGCUGAACCUGUGGAGGAGGGGCUGCCGGCCGGCGCUGAUGGAGCACUACACCCAAAUCCUGCAGUCCAUCGGCCUCACAGUGCUGCUCAUUUGGCUCUUUGAGCUGCUGGUUCUGACGGGGGUCCGGUACCUGCAGACAGCGAUGGAGAACCUUCUAAGGCUGGGCGACCCAGACUCGGAGUCAGACGGCUGGAUUCUGGAGAACAGUCUGGCAGAAACAGCCCGCUCCAACUUCAACAUCAUCAAGAACCUCGGCAAGUGCUACCAGGGCGACGACGGAGACCCCAACAUCAACAUCCCGUCCGUCGCCACCGAGCGCGAGCUGCCGUCCCGGCGCGCACACAUCCCCGAGGCCAGCUAG